AUGUGUUCCCCAUCACCAUGCUCAUGGCAUCAAGGAGACAAAUGGCAGAAAUUGCUGCAAAUUUACGAUGGGAUUGCCGAAACCAUGUUUGAGGAAUCCCGCGUCAUUGCAACCCGUUUUGGCAAGACGCAAGUACACACCAGUGGCAAUCCCAACCACCCCAAGUUGGUAUUCUUUCAUGGAAUCAGCACCAACUCACUCAUGUUUGGAGACUGGCUGUUUCCAGAAUUGUCCAAGCAGUACUUUUGCAUUGCCAUUGACACUAUUGGUGACCUUGGCAGGAGCUGUCCUCGCGAUGGAGAUCCUUCCAACGGCCCAGGUAAUGAACAGGAAAUGGCCGAUUGGGUCAUGGAAGUAUUGGAUCAGUGUGGUACAACACAGAAAACAGUGGAAAAAGUGGACAUGGUGGGAUACUCGUUUGGUUGUUUUAUUGCCUCUUGUGCGGCCAAGUACUAUCCAGACCGGGUCCGCAAACUAGUCUUGUUGGCUCCCGUGGGUAUCCUAGCUCCGGUGCGCAAACUAUGGUUGGCACAGGCUAUAUCCUUUGCCGUUGUUUCGCAAUUUUUGCCCCAAGAUGGUCGGCUAGCAGGAGGUCUUCGAACGUGGUUCUUUGGAAGCAUGAUGGCGGAUACCGCCAGCAUGGAAAACCUGAAAUACCCGGAGCUGCGCAAGGCAUCGGAUGCCGUGGGCGGCCCGCAAGUCAAAGUGCAGCCAACGGUGUGGGAGUUGGAAACCAUGGAGGCCCUGACCAAAGAGAUUCCCACGCUCAUGAUCAUUGGACGGCAAGAGAAUGUUGUAGAUGGGAAAGUGGCCAUUAAAACCGCACAAAAGAUUCGCAGCGGUAUGCAAGUCAAAGUCUAUGAAAAUGCGGGCCACAUGUUCUUUUGCGAGGAACCCAAGGACAGGGUCGCAGGGGACAUUGCCCAGUUCAUAAACAUGGAUGUCGGUAGAUAA
Seminavis robusta is the source of this 954-nucleotide messenger RNA. Lineage: Eukaryota; Bacillariophyta; Bacillariophyceae; Naviculales; Naviculaceae. The record is from the annotation of a GenBank genome assembly.